AAUUGAGAUUGAGCACCAUCAAGAGUCAAUCAAUAAGGCGACAAAAGGAAAGAAACCCUGAAAAAUAUUUUCAAGGAUAUAUUAUUAUUUAUAGCUGUCAUUGUUUUCAUCCCACUGAAUUCCAUAUUUUGUUUGUUGAUUCAAUGGGUUGCAUUAAAGCAAUUAAAAGCUGUCGAGUGGGUUGUUAAUAAGCUAUUGAUAGAAGAACCUUAUCUCAAAUUAUCCGUCAUUUUUGCUUGAUCAAUUGGAGAGGUCAAUCUCUGACAUCUCUGCUUUGUAAAUGGGAAAGUGGGGUGGUGUUAUUUUCUCUCUUCUGUUCUUUUCUCCUCUGUUUCUUGGAAAAAUAGCAGAAGCUUCAAGAACAACAGAUGGAUCAGAGGAAUGGGGAUAUGUUGAAGUCAGACCCAAAGCCCACAUGUUCUGGUGGCUUUACAGAAGUCCCUACAGAGUUGAGGAUGCCUCCAAGCCAUGGCCUAUCAUCCUUUGGUUGCAGGGCGGCCCGGGCGCUUCAGGAGUUGGGAUAGGGAAUUUUGAAGAGGUUGGGCCAUUAGACACCGAUUUGAAGCCGAGGAAUUCGACAUGGUUGCAAAUAGCUGAUCUUCUGUUUGUGGAUAAUCCAGUUGGAACCGGAUAUAGUUUUGUGGAUGAUGAAAAACUGUAUGUCAAAACCGAUGAAGAGGCAGGAAACGAUUUAACCACAUUGUUGGAGAAGAUAUUCAAUAAAAAUGAGAGCCUCCAAAAGAGUCCUCUGUUCAUUGUGGCAGAGUCCUAUGGUGGGAAAUAUGCUGUCACUCUUGCACUGUCAGCACUAAGAGCCAUAGAAGCCGGGAAAUUGAAGCUUAAACUGGGAGGAGUUGUAUUAGGAGACAGCUGGAUCUCCCCAGAAGAUUUUGUGUUUUCAUGGGGUCCUCUUCUCAAAGAUGUCUCUCGGCUUGACUACAAUGGGCUGCAUUACUCAGACAGUGUAGCUCAGAAGAUUAAGCAGCAAAUUGAGCAAGGUCAAUAUGUUGAGGCAACCAAAUCAUGGAUGCUACUUGAGUCACUGAUUAGCAGGAGCAGCAAUAAUGUGGACUUCUACAAUUUUCUAUUGGAUUCAGGAUCCGAUGUGGCAUCCUUCACAGCCAUAGAAUUAUCAAAAGGGAUUGCACUAAAAAGAUAUUCAAGAUAUUUAAGUUCCUUAAGGUCAAGGUCUUCUCCUGGUGGUGGUGGUGGUGGUUUGGAUAGCUUGAUGAAUGGCCCCAUUAAAGAGAAGCUUAAGAUUCCGGAAAAUGUGACGUGGGGAGGGCAGUCAGACAAUGUUUUUACAGAGCUGGAAGGCGAUUUCAUGAAGCCUAGGAUUAAUGAGGUCGAUGAGCUCCUUGCUAAAGGGGUGAAUGUGACUGUGUACAACGGGCAACUUGAUCUUAUAUGUGCAACCAAGGGGACAGAAGCAUGGAUUGAGAAGCUCAAGUGGGAAGGGCUACAUAAUUUCUUGAGCACGGACAGAACCAAUCUCUAUUGUGGGGAUAAAAAAGGCACCCAAGGUUUCACCAAGUCGUCGAAAAACCUACACAUGUAUUGGAUACUUGGAGCAGGCCACUUUGUACCGGCUGAACAGCCGUGCGUUGCAUUAAAAAUGGUGGGUGCCAUCACGCAGUCACCAGCGGCUUCUAGGCUUGUACGUAGAAAGUGAAGAAGGAGAAACACAGAGCCAGCCUGAGAGUAUAGAAGGGAAGCAAACAAGAAAGAGGGCUUGGACAGAGUCAACAAACAAGCAAGCAAGCAAACCAACAGUAGAGACUGAGAUGAGAGGACAGAGAUUAUAUAUUUUUAUGUCACAGUUUGAUUCAUUAUCCCCAUUAUCCUUCACCCACCAAAGUACAUAAUUUAUUUCUUUUAUUGAAUAACAGAAAUUUCUAUCUU
Corylus avellana is the source of this 1902-nucleotide messenger RNA. It is a transcript of the gene SCPL51, whose product is annotated as serine carboxypeptidase-like 51. Gene Ontology annotation, biological process: proteolysis. Lineage: Eukaryota; Viridiplantae; Streptophyta; Magnoliopsida; Fagales; Betulaceae. Gene Ontology annotation, molecular function: serine-type carboxypeptidase activity. The record is from RefSeq and is a predicted model, not a curated record.